AUGAAAGCUGCUACCGGCGGAUCGAGCUGCGUUCAAGCCACAAAGUCCAAGGUUCAUCGCCAACAGCUCUUUCCUUCAGACGACCACCAACUCAAUCCCCAAGCCGUACUCAACAACGGGUCAGUGUUGAGGGGAAGGAUGCCAUUCACCUACCUACGCAAGAUGCGCGCUGAAGAGGAGCGACAACGACUUUUCUCGUCCCGCUCUUCCUCCUCUUCCUCCUCCUCCUUCACUCCCUCAUCUGUGCCGGUAGCAGGUUCUCCCAAUCGCGCGAUCAAAAUCGGACUCUUGGCGAUCCUGAUUGUCCCCAUCCUACUCAACCUACCAUGGUUCCAUUCGGCAUUGGGACCUUCUGGAAUGCCUGAUUUAUGGGUCAGACCCACGAGCGAAGCGAGUACGAUUGCAGCCAUUGCGGCUCGACCGGAAUGUUAUCCAGUCUCGGGUGGGGAAGACUUUAAGUUUUGCGAAGACCUCCAUUUGAUUCCUGGGUCAGAACAGGAAACGGUUCUUAUCAGUUGCGAUGCGAACAGGGCCGGCUGGAAUACUGUCAUGGGUCCCCUGAACAGUCCGGAGACUAGAGGUGGCUUGUUUACUUAUGAAUAUUCCACAGCCGCUGAGCAAGAGAGGCGGAAGGCGGUAAAGGUGGAGCUGAGGGGUUUUGCGAGUGAGAGCGAGUUUCAUCCACUUGGAUUCUCCCUUCUCGGUCCUUCUGAGGGAGGUGGGAAGGGGAGGAGGUUGUUCGUGGUGAAUCAUGGUAAACUUCGUAGCAGCGUUGAAGUGUUUGAUCUAAAACAGCCAGAGGGAGGCAAGGGAUGGGAAGCACACUGGUUCAAGUCGGUGGUGCAUCCUUUGGCAACACAUACACCGAACUCGAUCCACGCUAUAUCGGAUCGGUUGUUCAUUGUGACUAACGAUCACCUCUUCGCUCGCAGACCAGGGCCUGUGGAUAGUCACAUGGGCCCUUUCCUCUCACAUGUUUUGUUCGGAAGUUUCAACGUGGAGGGUUGGAAGAGUUUGCUCGUAGAAUCACUGGCGAAAGUGUUGCACAACAGAAGAGUAGCAGCGAUUCUAGCUCAGAUGGAAACCCUCCUGGGUCUACCCCUGGGUUGGGUGACACUAGUGCAGCUAGAAGAAGACGGCAAGGCUCGUGCCAAGGUCAUAGCUAAAGGUAUACCUUUUGCCAACGGUCUAGUCCUCACCGCAGACGCAAAAACACUUGUUGUUGCUGCUACGACCUAUCCUGGUGUUUGGAUGUACGAUGUUGUUGCACCGACGCCUACCUCUUUCUACACCUCCUUUCCUACUUCGGAACGUUUUGCCUGGGAUAGCAGGCUUCAUCUCAAAACGAAACUUCAUCUUCCAUUCAGAGUAGACAAUCUCGCUUUCACUUCCUACCCCACCACCCUCAACUCGACUGACAUCUUCAGUGGUCAUGCGCUGCUAGCAACCGGGCACCCAGCACCGUUGAAACUAAUCGCAAUGGCUCGCAACCCUACCAAGAAAACCAGUCCAAGUUGGACCAUCUCCAUCACGCCUAACCCUACUUCUUCCAAGAUGACAGUAGGAGAGGAAUGGGAAGAUAAAGAAGCACCUCUACCAGCCCAUCAUUUUCUGUUAUCACAUAAUUCCCAGUGGCGGAUUCGCACCCUACUGCAAAGCACGGGAGAGACGUCAAGGGCCGGGAAACAAGGGGAAGAUGAGGUGAGCGUUGCUAGUAGUGCCAGUGCUUUCUAUCGGCCUUACGCAGGUUGGGAUCGGGAAGGAAAACCUGGUGGACUGUUGAUGGUUUCGGGCUUGUAUUGUGGCCUUACGGCCUGUGAUAAUGUCGGUACUUAG
Messenger RNA from Ustilago hordei, 1836 nucleotides. RefSeq lists its product as uncharacterized. Bases 1 to 1836 code for a protein of 611 amino acids. The record is from RefSeq and is a predicted model, not a curated record. The transcript is spliced from 2 exons. NCBI's taxonomy places the organism in Eukaryota, Fungi, Basidiomycota, Ustilaginomycetes, Ustilaginales, Ustilaginaceae.